Molecule: messenger RNA, 915 nt
Organism: Exophiala viscosa
Lineage: Eukaryota; Fungi; Ascomycota; Eurotiomycetes; Chaetothyriales; Herpotrichiellaceae
Product: carbonic anhydrase
Exons: 4
Coding region: 255-788 (177 amino acids)
Molecular function (GO): carbonate dehydratase activity; zinc ion binding
Source: RefSeq, a predicted model, not a curated record
GAAUCCUGACUCAGCGGAUUCUGGUAAGGGCUCUCUACCAUGGACUUUGAGUUUAGUCAACAACAAAGACGACACCGUAGGUCAUCAGGCAUAGAACAGCAUGACUUCCGCAAACACUGCAAGGUGGUAUAUCGCCAGUGUAUAUAUACAUGACCUCGCUCAGAUCUCUGUUCUGAUUCUCUCACUUGGACAUCAGGUCGAUCAACAGGAGAGACCCAAUUUGAUCGGCUAGAAAAUCAAACUUAUCCAUCAUCAUGUCCAACGACCCUCUAGCAGAAAUGCUGAGGCGCAACGCCACCCUCGCUGAAACAUAUCAACCACCACCACCCCUACCAGCAAUGGCAGCCGCGAGCAGGGCUUCCGGGACAGGCGUCGUGGUGUUGUCAUGCUCCGACCCGCGUCUCAACCCUUAUCAGAUCUUAGGCCUCGAUCAUACUCUCAAAGCGACCAUGGUACGCAACGCUGGCGGCAGAGCCUUCGACGCUAUCCGCACACUAGCGACUCUUCAAACGAUAGGCGCACCAGGUACUAUUGUGGUGAUGCAUCAUACCGACUGCGGCCUAACCCAUUAUCACGACCGCGACAUAAAAGACGCAUUAUUUCAGUUCGCCCCUAGCGACGCGCACGACCUCAUCGAGACUACCAAGUUCGGGGAAAUCACAGAUCUCGAAAAGAGUAUCAAGGAAGAUGUCGCCAUACUCAAGGCUUCACCUUUGAUAAAGAACAGCACCAGGAUCAUCGGUUUGUUGUACGACAUCACUACGGGUUUAUUGAGCGAAGCUAAAUAGACGGUAUCAACUUCUUCUGCACGGCGUGGGCUCUUCCUCUGGGACCAACGUGGUAUUAUUUUGCGGAUGUAUGUAAUGUCCAGACGCGCACAAGAAUAUCAUGUGCAGAUGUAUUUCCUGUCCGCGA